GCCACUUUCCUUUUAUAUUUCAGGUCCAUUUUCAACCUUCUUCCAAUAGCUAGUCAGAGAAACAAAGAAAGAUGGCAAAUCUUAACGUGCUUUUACCUAUUCUGCUGAUUCUUCUCACUGUUUCUUCAGAGAUAAAAGUGAUUGAAUGUGAACGAAUUUUUACCAUGAUAAACUAUUGCAAAGAGACAAUAUGGCCUGCAAUCUUCCCAGGUAGUAAUUUCAACGGAGGUGGAUUUGUAUUGAGAUCAGGUCAAGCCAUUGUGUUCGAAGCCCCAGUUAGUUGGGAUGGCCGGAUAUGGGCUCGAACCGGUUGUAAUUUUGACAAAAAUGGUAAUGGAUCAUGUCAAACGGGGGCCUGCGGCACAUCACUCAAGUGUGGGGCUUCAGGUCAAACCCCUGCUUCACUAGCUGAAUUCAAUCUUCCAGGAGGACUGGAUUUCUAUGAUGUUAGCCUUGUGGAUGGGUUUAAUGUGCCAAUAGUUGUUACACCAAUUAAUGGCAAAGGAAAUUGCAGUAUUGCUGGUUGUGAUAUGGAUCUAAGGUCCAGUUGCCCAUCCGAGCUCGCCGUGAAAUCUAACGGAAAGGUUAUCGCUUGCCGGAGUGCUUGUGAUGUGUUCAAUACUGACGAGUAUUGUUGUAGAGGAGUCUAUGGGAAUCCUGUAACAUGUAAGCCUACAUUUUAUUCCAAGAAGUUCAAGGAAGCAUGCCCGACUGCUUAUAGUUAUGCAUAUGAUGAUCCCACCAGCAUUUUUACCUGCUCUGGAACUGAUUAUAUCAUCAGCUUCUGUGCAUUUAGGAAUCAACAAUCUUGCACGUAUCAUGAUCACAAGCUUGUUUGCGGUGGUGGGUCUCGUUCUCAAGGAUUAAAAUUGUCGAUUGGAAGAUGGUGGCCUCUGAUGCGCGUUAAUUGGUGGAUUGUAUAGUAUUUAACACACAUCUUUUGGUUUUUGAUUAAGCAGAGCCUAGUGCUUCUCAUUCUUUGAUGAUUAAGAUUGCCUUUUACUACGUGUGAAAUGAUUUGCUCUUCUCUUUUCCAGAGAAGUGUCUAAUUCAAUUUUAAAAUAAUUAAUAAAAUUAUCAUAAACAAAUU
Hevea brasiliensis (rubber tree) is the source of this 1090-nucleotide messenger RNA. Its product is annotated as pathogenesis-related thaumatin-like protein 3.5. The record is from RefSeq and is a predicted model, not a curated record. Lineage: Eukaryota; Viridiplantae; Streptophyta; Magnoliopsida; Malpighiales; Euphorbiaceae. Gene Ontology annotation, biological process: defense response. Gene Ontology annotation, cellular component: extracellular region.